AUGGCGCAGAGCAUACAAAGUGAAGCAGAUGCCUUCAUCAAGCGCUACGCCGCGCUCUUCUCAUCCCCGUGUUGCUCUUCGCCAGACGAGGCGGGACAGCUCGCAGACGAAGUCGGCAAGCACUAUCGGCCUGGCGUGACGUUCUUUACCAAUGGCGAGAUAUCACGCUUCGAAAGCCAAUCCGAAUCAGCGCGUUUCGUAGAGGGCGAGAUGCGCAAGAACAUCGAGUCUGGGGUGGGCACGCGGCUGGAUCUACUUGCCAUCCACAAGACAGAAGUCUACAGCCCGACGUCCGCUCUCUGCUGGUUGGAAUGGGAGUUCGUACCGAAGGCCGGGAGUGAGUACGGUGGCAAAAGCUGGAAGUUCACCAACAUCUACGGCUACCGAGCCGCGACUAAAGAGAGUGCCGCUGGCUGGGAGUUCGUGGUGCGAGAUGACGAAGUCAACGCCUUCGUACAGGCUACGGGUAAAACGUUCGAAGCUUAG
Molecule: messenger RNA, 486 nt
Organism: Anthostomella pinea
Lineage: Eukaryota; Fungi; Ascomycota; Sordariomycetes; Xylariales; Xylariaceae
Source: the annotation of a GenBank genome assembly